Molecule: messenger RNA, 1879 nt
Organism: Frankliniella occidentalis (western flower thrips)
Lineage: Eukaryota; Metazoa; Arthropoda; Insecta; Thysanoptera; Thripidae
Product: acid phosphatase type 7
Exons: 9
Coding region: 228-1652 (474 amino acids)
Molecular function (GO): metal ion binding; acid phosphatase activity
Source: RefSeq, a predicted model, not a curated record
GAUAAGUGCAGACGAUUUCGUCGGGUCCGAUUCGCGCCUGUACAGUACUGUGCCAGAAUCUUUGAUAACAAGACCUCGACGGAGGUGGGAGUGUUACUUUGAUCUGGGGGCGUUUCAGUUCGAGCUGCGUAGCUGUCAAGUGCUGUCGAGAAGGCCGGCAUGCAGAUGCGCGAGUGGGAGAAACGUUGAUCUCUGGCCAUUGUUUGCCGCCUAGGGCGUUUGUCAAAAUGAGGUCCGUCGGAUAUUCCCUGCUAACGUGGGCUACACUUACUGCUAUUCUUAAUUCGUCAUCGGCCACAGUCAGAUAUCAGCCAGAGCAAGUUCAUCUAUCAUUUGGAGAGAAAGAGCGUUCCAUUGUGAUAACUUGGUCAACUGGUAACAAAACUGACUCAAUUGUUAAAUACGGUGGAGGAGGACAACUACUUCAAACCAAAACUGGUUCUUGUUCCCUUUUUGUUGAUGGGGGAAAGAAGAAAGCAUCUCAAUACAUUCACCGUGUGACACUGUACUACGAGGAUCCCGACAGUCUGCAACCAGAAACAAAAUACUAUUAUCAUGUUGGAAGUGAACUUGGGUGGUCUGCUAUUUACUGGUUCUUGACACCACCUGAGAACCUCAAUGGAUGGGCUCCAUCUAUUGCUAUCUAUGGAGACAUGGGCAACAUAAAUGCUCAGUCCCUUCCACGGCUUCAAGCAGAAACUCAGGCGGGGAUAUAUGACGCCAUAAUUCAUGUCGGAGAUUUUGCGUACAAUAUGGAUGAUUAUGAUGGUGAAGUUGGGGAUGAAUUUAUGCGUCAAAUUGAGACAAUAGCUGCAUACGUUCCAUACAUGACUACAGUUGGAAAUCAUGAAAGCGCUUACAAUUUUAGUCACUAUAGGGCUCGCUUUAGUAUGCCUGGUCCAUAUGAGAACAUGAUGUACAGCUUCAACAUGGGACCUAUUCAUUUCAUCUCUUUUUCCACUGAAUAUUAUUAUUACCUUCGUUAUGGUUUCAAGAUGUUAGUCAAACAGUAUGAAUGGCUAGAAAAUGACCUUAAGGAGGCUAACGAUCCUGCCAAUCGUACUGCUCGUCCGUGGAUAAUAACUCUAGGCCAUCGUCCAAUGUAUUGCAGCAACAGGGAUGAUGAUGAUUGCACUAGAAUAAAAAAUAGGUUGCGCUAUGGAAUCACUCCUCUUCGACUGUUUGCAUUGGAAGAUUUGUUCUACAAAUAUUCUGUUGAUCUGGAAAUUUGGGCUCAUGAACAUUCAUAUGAGAGAAUGUGGCCCCUUUACAACUACAAAGUUUAUAAUGGCUCAUAUGAUCAACCAUACACCAAUCCGAAAGCACCCGUUCAUAUUGUUGUAGGAUCAGCAGGUUGUCAAGAGAAAGUUGACUCAUUUAACCCUCUACCUUCAUGGUCUGGCUUCCGCAGCAGUGACUAUGGAUAUUCCAGAAUCAAGGUUCACAAUGCAACGCAUCUCAACCUUCAACAAGUAUCCGAUGAUUUGGAUGGGCAGGUGAUUGAUGAAUGGUGGCUCAUAAAAGAAAUGCCUCGCAUCAAAUUUCCUCUUGCUGACGAACUAUUUUCUUCUCAAAGUAACAGUCCAUCUCCUCAAAAAGUAGGAAAUAUUGAACAAAAUCAUCUGAGAGACUCAUUUGAAGUGGAGAAAUAAAUUACUUCUCUAAAAUCAAAGGGAAGCUGUUGCUCAAAUUUGACACUAUGUUAUAGCCAAAAACUAAAAAGAUAACUUGAUAAGAGAUUAGAAUAAUGUUAAUUUAGUGCUAAGAUUAUACUUUUAAAAUCCUAGCCUGCACAGCGUAUUCUCAUUUUGUGAUAUUUAAAUAACUUGAUGAAUGCAGGAAGAUGUCUUACAAAAUAAAAAUACAAUUACAAUUUCAA